Syngnathoides biaculeatus (alligator pipefish) is the source of this 4073-nucleotide messenger RNA. It is a transcript of the gene ddhd2, whose product is annotated as DDHD domain containing 2. Gene Ontology annotation, cellular component: COPII-coated ER to Golgi transport vesicle. The transcript has 20 exons. The coding region runs from base 362 to 2854 and encodes 830 amino acids. The record is from RefSeq and is a predicted model, not a curated record. Gene Ontology annotation, molecular function: triacylglycerol lipase activity; metal ion binding; protein binding. Lineage: Eukaryota; Metazoa; Chordata; Actinopteri; Syngnathiformes; Syngnathidae.
GUCAAAUCUACUCUGCGUGUCUCCCACACGUUGGCUUGGGUGUGUCCACGCAUUCUAUCUGUACUCACUCUUCCUACUCCAGGCAUGUUUCACUCCCUAUCAGCCCUGCAGGAGAAGUGAAAACUUGAGUAGACAUUUUGAUUGGUAGAGAUGAGACCUCAGUCCUCCAAUGAAUCACGCAUUUGGAAAUACAGUGCCAGCAACCUUAGCUGACAUGCAUGACUAAGUGGUGGAGUCAUAUUUAAAUGAAACUACUACAAGGAAAUUGUUGCCCUUUUUUUUUUUUUUUUGCACAAAUGUUCCCUGUGACGUGGUUACUCGCGGAUCUACACCAAGCAAGACGGACUGACAUCGUUUUAAAAUGGAACAGGAUUCCAUCAACAUACAGUUUCAGAGGAACGACAGAGAAGUCACCGAGUUACGGCAUCAGAUUUAUCCCAAGACUGAAUUAAUGUCCCUCAGUCCUGCUGACCAGGGGGGUCUAUCUCGGACUGCCUCCCCCACCGGAGAUGAAGACCAGCUGAACAGCUCUGAUCAGGCUGGGACUGCAGGGAAAACUACUCAUGUGGACCAGGUGUUGCCACUUGUGGAUGAAAGCUCUCCCGGUUCGACGUCUUCCUUCGAAAUGCUCGACGUGGAGCCUGUCCGGCCUCCUUACCAAAAAGUGCAGCCUCAUUGGUUCUUCUACAAACAGAGCGAUGACAAUGUACUCUGGCUCCCUUUUAGCAAAGAAGACUCCGACAAAUUAGAGACUGCCGACAACGCAAGAGGAAACGAGGAGGUGGUUGUUGCUGUGGAGGGUGAGCGCUAUGACGUACAUGUCAAGGAGAGGAAGUGCUAUCCCGUAUACUGGGAACAAGCUCCCUUCGAAGUUCGCCGCUGCACGUGGUUCUACAAGGGAGAUAAAGACAUCAGGUUCAUGCCAUACUCGGAAGACUUCAGCAACAGUCUGGAGGAUGCCUACAUGAUCGCCGUCACAUUAGAUGAGUGGAAAAGGAAGCUGGACUUUCCCACGGGAGAGACGGUCAUUUUGCACAAUCCCAAGCUGAUAAUGCACUACCAGCCAUUUGGAUUUCAGGAAGACUGGGUCUCCUCGCCAUCCGAGAACACCCGUCCUAGAACAGUCAAACGUGGCAUAAACAACAUCCCUGUAGAAAUACCUGAUGGUGAACCAGAAAAGGUGGACCAUCUUGUUUUUAUGGUCCACGGCAUCGGUCCUGCAUGUGACUUGCGCUUCAGAUCCAUUAUACAGUGUGUGAAUGACUUCCGCAGUGUGGCGCUGUCUUUGUUGUCUUCUCAUUACAAAAAUGCUCAGUCUGAGGGCAAGGUUGGAAAAGUGGAGUUCCUCCCGGUGAACUGGCACAGCGCUUUACAUGGAGAUGCCACUGGCGUGGAUGAGGACAUCCAUCGGAUCACUCUGCCCAGCAUCAGCAGACUGAGACACUUCACCAACGACACCCUGCUGGACUUGUUUUUCUAUAACAGUCCCACGUACUGCCAGACCAUCGUGGACACAGUCGCCUCGGAGAUUAACAGGCUGCACGCGCUCUUUAAAAAGAGACACCCCAAGUUCGAGGGAGAGAUUUCUGUCGUGGGUCAUAGCCUCGGUUCAUUGAUACUGUUUGAUAUGCUAACCAACCAGAGAACUGGUUCAGAAUCUGCAAGAGAAAAGGUACUGUCUGAUGACCUUUGUGAUCCGGAAAAUGAUACACUAGAACAGAUUCUCACCCGACUGGGGCUGCAGCAAUACACACCCACAUUCAAAGCAGAAAAUCUGGACCUGGAGUCACUGGCUCUUUGCCAAGAAAAUGAUCUCAAAGAUUUAGGAAUUCCUCUUGGACCACGGAAGAAGAUCCUGAAAUAUGUCAGGAGAAAAUGUCUUUCAGAGGAUAACAAAGCUGAAGGUUUGGCUUCAGUGCUCCAAGGUUCACUUGGCAGUGGGGACAACGGUAACCAGUCUGCAGGAUCCGCAGUCAAAAAGGGCCAGUUCCACAGAACAGAGUCCAUCACCAGCGCUGUAGAUUAUGAAUAUUUCAACAUGGGUGUCGGACAGACCAGUGGAAGCAUAGCCAAGGGACAGGUAUCCAUCGACUACCCGCAGCUAGCGUUCCAGCCGCAGACCUUUUUUGCGUUUGGAUCCCCCAUUGGAAUGUUCCUAACUGUCCGUGGACUGAAACGAAUCGAUGUCAACUACAGCUUCCCGACCUGCAAGAGAUUUUAUAACAUCUAUCACCCGUUUGAUCCUGUAGCUUACCGGAUUGAACCCAUGAUUGUUCCAGAUGUUGAUCUGGAACCAAUGCUAAUUCCACACCACAAAGGCCGUAAGAGGAUGCACUUGGAACUGAAGGACAGCUUCACCCGCAUGAGCAUUGAUUUGAAAAAUAAUGUCCUGGGAUCCUUGCGGACAGCUUGGCUGUCACUUUCCAGACUACCGGUGGCUGCGCUGCCCCCGGUGGAUGAAGGAAAAACUACAACAGAGGGAACUCUUCAGGAGACACGAGCGUUGGCUGGAGUCUGUGCUUCUGCUCAGAGGGAAGAAAAAAGUGGUGACUUUUGGACAAAAAUAUUGGAGUGGCCCAGGGCCCUUCAUAGGCAAUACUUCCAAGGCGAGAGCGAGGAGGCGGAAUCGUCAGUAUCGACGGAGCAGCGGGAGCAGGCCGAGCAAGGGCAAAUAAAAGUGGGCAUGUUAAAUGAAGGGCGGCGGAUCGACUACGUGCUUCAGGAAAAACCUAUAGAAAGCUUCAACGAAUAUUUGUUUGCCAUUCAAUCCCAUCUUUGCUAUUGGGAAUCCGAGGAUGCUGCCCUGCUGCUGCUGAAGGAGAUCUACGACAAACUGGAUGUGCCCUUGGAUUAGACCCAACUGUAAUUUCAUUUUUCUCAAUAAACCCCACUUCGGUAACCCGAGAGCAGGAACACGAAGGACAAAGUUACACAAGGUCGCGAAAUCCUCCUCUGCCUCUGAGAGUUAAGUCUCUUUUGGUCACGUGAUCUCUGAUCAGUCAAUAUUCCGUUUUGUGUCACGACUCGGGUCGGUGUCCACGUAUUGAUUCCCCUGUCAUGUUACACGUUGCACUUUUCUCGCCUGUUUUGCUUACCGUGCACUUUCACUCUUAGCAUAUCAUGCGCACAACUGUUUCAAAAUAUUCUGUAAGAUUUUAUAUUAUAAUGACUACAGGUUCAGUAUAAAAAAAAAACAAAACGCUUGUUUGUUGUUGCUUAAACGGGAUUUAUAAAAGGAGUUCCAGGUAGCGCUCCCUGUUGCUAUUAGCUUUUUACAAAGCAAUUAAUUUUGUUCUGACUGACUGAAAUGCAUUUUUGUGUAUUCGGCAAGGUGCAGGGUUGCUGUGUCUGUUCCAGAAUUCUCUUUCCGCUCACCAAAGAAACCAAAAGCUGCUGUAUUUUUAAUGUGCAAUUUCGUAAAAAAAAAAAAAAAAAAAGCAGAAGUAUCCUGAUUUUCAUUUGUUUAUUCUUUUAUUUUAAUUUAUUGAUAUUCACACGUGUAUGUGCCCUUAACAUAUAACAGUAUAUAAUAUCAAGAGUGGCGUACAAAUUUGCUAAACUCAGUUUGAUCAUGUCGAGGGCCAAAUUGUUUUUCUGCUGUCCUUUGUAUCAAGGGAUUUAAAAAAAAAAAAGAAUUUUCCUCUGUGUAUUCAAUUUACAGAACUGUUACAUUUGAGCAUCUCAACGUUACACUUGCAAUUUACAAACGUUUCACAAAUAUGUGCAGGUGUCGCCAGAAAAAUGUAGAUAUAGAUGAGUUUAACACUGUAAGCAGAAUUUUAUGAUGAUUAAAAGUGUGUUUUUAUUCAUAUCCAGAAGUUCUUGUUCAUCCUCUACCAACCACCUUAUUAACUAAGCUUUUUAUUUUAACCAUAUUGGUGAAACGUUUAUCUCGAGAGUGUUCAUCUAUUUGUGUUAAACAAUAUUCUGCACUCUCCAAAGAUGCACUGGUCAUGGAUUAUGUUAUAUGAUAUACAAUGCAUACUUGAUGACAAUGUGGUGAUGCGCACAAAAAUAUUGGCUCAUUAUACCUCUAUUGUUUGGCACAAUAAAACAAUGUCUUGUAUUCCACA